AUGAUUUCUUCGAAGGAUGCAUUCGCCAUGGAACAACGAUUUCGAAGAGCUAACAUUUCCUAUGAGAUUCGUGUGCCGGAUGUCGAAAAGUUGAUCAUCAGAAAUGAACGAAUGACCCGACCUUCACGAAGAGGCUACGGUCGACGUCUUCAAGACGACCCGAUAUUAGACAGUGAACCUGACGACGAUCUCUCACGAGUGGGAAAGCUGAAGAAAGCCAAGUACUCGUUCGGGGACUAUGCAUCGUACGCCGAUAUGAUAAAAUUCAUGCGUACCAUCGAAUUCUACUACCCUAACAUUACGAAAAUAGUUCGUCUUGGUACAACACAUGAAGGGAAACCUAUCGAAGGUAUGAAGAUUGGCUAUCCGAUCUCAUCGACAAAUAAACGAGCAAUUUGGGUAGAUGGCAAUAUUCAUGCUAGAGAAUGGGCGAGCAGUCAUACCGCACUCUAUUUUAUCAAUCAGCUCGUUUCCGGUUACGGUAAAGACGAUACGAUCACUCAUUAUGUGAACAGCCUGAACUUCUAUGUCAUGCCAUGCUUGAAUCCAGAUGGAUACGAGUUUACACGUUCGUCACCGAAUCCUAGUGUACGUCUAUGGCGUAAAAAUCGUUCACCGGAAAAGUGCCACCGCUCGCUAUGGGGUGGUGAAAAGUGCUGUAAAGGUGUUGAUUUAAACCGCAACUUUAAGUUCCAUUGGGCUGAAUCUGGCUCAUCGUUCGAACCGUGUUCAAAUAUCUAUCAUGGUGACCAUGUGUUCAGUGAACCAGAAUCACGCGCAGUGCGUGACUUUUUGAACACGGACGAACUACGUGGAAAGGUCGAUGGAUUCAUCACACUCCACUCGUACGCACAGCUAUGGAUCUAUCCGUAUAGUCAUGCUCAACAAAACUAUCCCAAAGACAUUAGCGAACUUCGUCGAACCGCUCGUCGCGCAAUCAACCGACUUCAUCGUCAAUACGGCACCGAAUAUCGCAUGGGAACUGGAGCCGACGUUUUAUCACCCGCAUCUGGUGGUUCUGACGACUGGGCAAAGUCGAAUGGCAUCAAGUAUGUCUACCUGGUCGAACUGAGGCCACAAUACGAAUUAUCAAAUGGAUUCAUUCUUCAUAAAAAAGAGCUGAUUCCGACAGCUGUUGAAACUUUUGAAGGUGUUAAGAGCUCCGCAUUCGACGACAACGAGAACGCUGCGUUCGACGAAAACGACACCAUUGCCGAAGAUUGUUGUGCCCACAAGGAAAUAGACGAUGUGACAUCGAAGACAACGCUGGCUGCAACGGAGGCGACAGUCUUAGCAACGACAUCGCGACGAACACCGGAAAUCGUCUUUUUCACUCACACUAAUCCGUCAACGUUCCGUGAUCCGAGCUGUCGUGACAUGCGCUACUCAUGCUCGUUCUGGCUACAGCAUAAUCCUGCUGUUUGUGCUGAACAAAAAAUUUUCAUGAAAGCGCAGUGUGCUUAUACAUGCAAGUUCUGUAUUUCGGCGAUGGAUGUCGCAGAUCAGCUGGCUAAACAUCAUCAGCUAAAGCAGAAACAGUAA
Messenger RNA from Angiostrongylus costaricensis, 1542 nucleotides. Lineage: Eukaryota; Metazoa; Nematoda; Chromadorea; Rhabditida; Metastrongylidae. The record is from the annotation of a GenBank genome assembly.